This is a messenger RNA of Pseudozyma hubeiensis SY62, 3015 nucleotides long. RefSeq lists its product as hypothetical. Gene Ontology annotation, cellular component: cytoplasm; division septum; mating projection tip. Gene Ontology annotation, biological process: establishment of cell polarity; septin ring organization. NCBI's taxonomy places the organism in Eukaryota, Fungi, Basidiomycota, Ustilaginomycetes, Ustilaginales, Ustilaginaceae. Bases 1 to 3015 code for a protein of 1004 amino acids. The record is from RefSeq and is a predicted model, not a curated record. Gene Ontology annotation, molecular function: protein binding; guanyl-nucleotide exchange factor activity. The transcript has 2 exons.
AUGAGCUCGUCCAUCACUUCAUCCAUGGCUAGCAGCUCUGCUGACGGCGGCAUCGGAUCCUCCUUGAUCGGCCCUGGAGGUGCUCCACUCAUGGCGGGCGCACCUGCCGCAGCCAACACAAUCGCCAACAAGCAGGCCGUGGCCGGCUCCUCACUGUACCAGGCAUGCCUCAAUCUGCGCGAUCGUCUCUACUCGGUGCCAGGCUUCGGCGAAGCCUAUCUCGACGAAUUGUCCGCCAGCUCGGCCGUCUCGUCUACCUCCAACUCCGACCCCCUUUCCCCAUCAGCCCGCAGCCCCACUUCGCCAACGGAUGCACCAACGCGAAAGGCGAGCAGCGAUCCCGUCACUCAGCUCUGGCAGUGCUUCCGUCUCGGCUCGCCCCUCUGCGCGCUAUUCAAUACCAUGAACCCCGACGUCGAGUUGCCAGUCAAUCCAGAUGCAAAUCGCUCUAAUGCCAACGCGUGCAAGGCCCAGGUGAUGAAGUUCAUCAUCGCAUUGAAGGAAAAACUCGGCUGGGACCCUGACGACAUCUUCACCGUAUCCCAGCUCUACCUCAACGACACCAAUGGCUUUGUCAAGGUCGUACGCACCAUCAAUCGUCUGCUGGAUGUCUUUGAAGAUCGCGGUCUGCUCAUCGAGACAAAUCGCAAGAGCGACAAUGACGAUCUGGAUCAUCCCUCCGACGAUCGCGCCAAAGUCAUUCGCGAGCUCUUGACCACGGAGCGAAAGUACGUCCAAGACCUCGAGGUCAUGCAGAACUACGCACGCGCUCUUGCACAGCACGACAUCUUGCCCCCCGACACGCUCCACAACCUGUUUGGCAACCUCAACAAGCUCGUCGACGUGCAAAGACGCUUCCUCAUCUGCGUCGAGGAGAACGUCCGCCGGCCACCGGACGAGCAGCAUUUCGGUCACGUCUUCAUGACCAUGGAGGACGACUUUUCGGUGUACGAGCCCUUCUGUGCGAACUACAACCUCGCACUCGACCUCAUCACGCAGGAAGCCCACAAUCUGGUGCGACUCAAAGGCACGCCUUCCGCCGAGGGAUGCUACCUCGACCCGGCGUACGAGCUGCCCACCUUCAUGAUCAAGCCCGUGCAGCGCAUCUGCAAAUACCCUCUGCUGCUCGACCAGCUGCUCAAAAAGACUCCUGAAGAUGCACCUCGCUAUCAGGAGCUCGAGGAUGGUCUCGAGGUCAUGCGCAGGAUCACCGACAAGGUGAACGAGACAAGUCGACUCCAGGAGAAUGCGCAGCUCGUCAAGGAGCUCGAAUUCCGCGUCGAGGACUGGAAAGGCCACAACAUCAAGACGUUCGGUCUGCUGCUGCUCUCGGACGUGUUCAUGGUGGCAAAGAGCGAGACGGAGAGGGAAUAUCACGUCUACCUCUUCGAAAAGAUCCUGCUCUGCUGUAAGGAGCUCGCGCCUGCCGCGCAGAAAAAGUCUGCCAAGAACAACUCGCUCCUCAAGCAAAAGAAUGGACCGGGAGGAGCAGCAGGUGGCAAAAAGGCAAAGACCACACUCCAGCUCAAGGGACGCAUCUUCAUCAACAACGUCACCGGAGCUUUCGCCAACUCCAAGAUGAGCAGCAUCCUGGGUGCACCCAGCGGGCAGCACGCUCUCCAAGUGUGGUGGAGAGGCGACGUGGACCACGAGUCGUUUGCGUUGAAAUGCAAAAACGAGGAGCAGCUCAAGCAAUGGCAGACGGCCAUCAACAAGCUCAUCGACGACGUCAACAUGCGACGACAGCAGGCAGCCGCACAUCACUACUCCCAACAGCAGCUACAGCACCAGCUGCAGCACCAGCUGCAGCACCAGCAGCAGCACCCACAGCCAAGCAUCAACAUGGCCGGAGCAGGCGCCUUGGGACGACGCAUCACGCAGACAACCUCGCACUUCCCGCAGACGCCGCUAUCAGAGAUGGCGCCCGCCAACCCAUUCACCAGCGCAGUCCUGCCGCCGUCGGGUCUGUCGCGCACGCAGAGUCAGGCGAGCUCGUACCGCUACGACGACGACGAUUCGGAAGGUCAGAGCUACUACGAGCCCGCUUCCGGGCGUGCCACGCCCGCGGCGCAAGGUCGUUUCUCGCAGCCUGGCUCCGAGGGUCGCGAGCGCGGCAACUCGUCUGCCAGCAACGGCGUGCACGGCAACAAUAACGACUUGAAGCCGCGUGCUCGCACCGAGGAUCAGGAUUCGGCCGUGAUGGCUCAGUGGAGAUCCAACUCUCCGGCUGUGGCCCCACCCAUGCCUCGGGGACUCAGCUACUCGUCUGGCGCGGAUCAGCAUCAGCACGCCUUGCGCAAAGCCAGCUCUUCGCGCCAUCUGCGGCAGCAGCCCAACGGCGCCGUGCAAGGCAACGCAUCGGCAGCGGCUGGCCACCCGCGAACGCACCGCGCAGCUGGAGUCGACGGGGGUGCAGUCGAGUACCUCGACGGAUCCUCCGACUCUGCAUCCAGCGACUUCCGUUCAGCGACAGCACGACCAAGAGGCGAUUCGAGCGCCUCGAGCAUGUCGCGCACCAUCUCGGAUUCGGGUGCAACGCACAGUCGGUCGCGAUCCGCUUCGAAUCCGCAGCAGAUGUACGCGCUGCCGCCGCACAUGCAGGCGCCUGCACCGCCGAUGCCGAAACCGUACGAUCUGAAGAACGGCACAAACGUGGCGGCAGCAGCCACCGCCGCUGCAGCAUCCACAUCCGCCGCCAUCGCCGACAAACGUUUCUCCAGCUCCUCCAUCGCCACCUCCGAAUCCGCCACAUCUGCCCAAUCGCGUCCGCAGUCAACUGCCGCAUCUUCACCGUACGUCGUCGUAGUCCUCUCCAGUACCUCCUUCUCCACGCUGCUCGAGAAAGUCACCAAGAAGAUCCGUCUCUGCUCCGGAAAAUCCGUAGAGCACGUACUGCGCAUCAGGUACAUCGACGAGGAUGGAGACGCCGUGCUCGUGAGCGACGACGACGACGUAGCGAUGGCCUUCGAGAGCGCGAGAGAGAGGGGAGGCGAGGUCGAGCUCGUGGUCAACUAG